This is a messenger RNA of Paramecium tetraurelia, 1776 nucleotides long. RefSeq lists its product as uncharacterized. The transcript is spliced from 3 exons. The record is from RefSeq and is a predicted model, not a curated record. Lineage: Eukaryota; Ciliophora; Oligohymenophorea; Peniculida; Parameciidae.
AUGAGAAUCAUAAUUUCUAAAGUGGAUUUCUUCCAUCAAUUUUAAGUUGAGAAUAUUGAUUACGAAGCAUAUGAUUAUUGUUUGAAGCAUCUUACAUUUGAAACCUUUUAAAAAAAUACAGUUAUUUUUGAAAAGGGAGAGUAGCCUCAUAACAUGUAUGUGGUAAUACGAGGAUAGGUGUCUCUGUAUUCUAAUGAUCAUUUAAUAGACCAAACAACGACAAGAAAGCAUUCGGUAAGUGUAGACUAUGGUAGAGAGUCUCCUUACGCAAAUAGAAUCAGAUUUUCUGAUUUUAAGGUCAAAAGUUUAGUUCGUUUAACUGAAUUUAAGGACUGGAAGACAUUUGGUGAAUAAGCUAUUUUAGAUUAGCGACUAAGAACCAAUAUUGCGGUGUGUGAUAUCGAUUCUGCUUUGGCAAUUUUGACUAGAGAAAAUUAUACAACAGCUGUUUAAAUUUUGGAGAAGAAGAAGGAGCAGCAUCGAAUGAAUAAUUUCAAGUUGAAUCCAAGUUUUUAAGGUUUAAAUAAGAAAUUAAUCAAUCUGAUGUUGUUUGCUUAUUAAUCAUCUGAUUAUAAAUUUAGAGAUAUAAUUUAUAAGUAGGGUUAGAGUGAUUCUGAUACUAUUUACAUUAUUAAAUAAGGGGAGUUCUUAAUGUAUUAGGAAUAAAAGAUGAACGAGUAGUAGCAAACCAAAGUGAGAAAAUAAAUUGCCAUUAUGACAACAGGCGAGAUGUUUGGAGAUUAUGAAGCAUUUGAAAGAGUACCUAGGUAAUUUAAUGUCUAAUGUAAUUCACACACAGCAAGUUUAAUAAUCAUUCCCUUAUAAUCAUUAUAUUAAAAAUUAUCUUAAUUUAACGAAUAGCAUUAUGUGUAAUAAUUAAGAGCUUUAUGUUUGAAAAAGCAUAAAUGGUACCAUGAUUUCAAAAGCAGCAUUGAACAGACUUAAGAAAAAUAUUAACAUUUCUUAACCAUUUAGGAUCAGAAAUAGAGUCAUUUGAAUAAUUCGUUUAAUAAAUUAGAUUCACCUACUAAAAUACUUAAUGAUUCGAAAUAGAUGACUGAUACUAUUUUGUGUGUAAGUCCAAUCGCAGAACUAAAAAAUACAUUGAAUUAUCUUACUUCAAUAGAUGAUACUCAAGGUUAAAUGAAUGAAUAAUUAGUAGAACUAAAUACAAGCAUUAAUAAUUCAAAAACAAAAAAUAGAAAUACUAUUUAUUUGCCUUCUCCUGAUAAGUUAUAACCCUUACCAAAAAUUAAACUAGUUUCCAAUAGACAAUAAGAAAGAAACUAAUUAUCUACACCAGAUAGAUUCAAUCAAGUGAUAAGAAAUAAAAUGACAAUUUUAAAAAGAAUGCACAAUCUAUCUCCAGAAGAUUCUGUAAAUAUUAACACUUUGUAACAGAAGACUAUUUACGUCCAAUUACCAAAAUAAGUGAAACUGGAAUAAAAUAUUGAGAAACAAUGGCCAAUCAAGGCAACUCUCUAUCUAAAUGAUUUGGAUGAUAGAAUGAGAUAUCACAGCAAUAACUCAAAGUUGCAGAAUUGCAACAGUAGUAGAGACUCCAGUGUGGUUUAUGAAUAAUUGAGUUUGAGAAUGGAUGGGAGUGAGUAAUAUUCAUAAAGAACUAGCAGAAUGGGAAUAUUGAACAACAUACUAUAACACUCAGUAACAAAGAGAGGUAAGAACAAAAAGAAAAGAGCAUUGACGUUAAAAUACAGAGAGUAUUUGGAAUCAUAAAUGUAACAGAAAACUUAGAAUUCAUUGCAAUAUUCUUGA